Messenger RNA from Corythoichthys intestinalis (scribbled pipefish), 7037 nucleotides. It is a transcript of the gene ogg1, whose product is annotated as 8-oxoguanine DNA glycosylase. NCBI's taxonomy places the organism in Eukaryota, Metazoa, Chordata, Actinopteri, Syngnathiformes, Syngnathidae. Gene Ontology annotation, cellular component: nucleus. The transcript is spliced from 7 exons. Gene Ontology annotation, molecular function: 8-oxo-7,8-dihydroguanine DNA N-glycosylase activity; damaged DNA binding. The coding region runs from base 109 to 1329 and encodes 406 amino acids. Gene Ontology annotation, biological process: nucleotide-excision repair; base-excision repair; base-excision repair, AP site formation. The record is from RefSeq and is a predicted model, not a curated record.
UUCCGGCGGCUGAUUGCGAAUCGCUCCAACGAUGCUAUGCGACUUUCCUUUUACUUACAUACGCUUUCAGUUACUUACAAAUAUGUAAAAAAUAUUUUUUUUUUUUAAAUGAUUAAAGCUAUGGCAACUCAUGCGGUUCUGUCAAAUGGCGCGAACACGUGGAGAGCUCUAGCAUGUCACAAAUCAGAGCUGCGACUGGAUCUCACUCUUGCUUGUGGGCAGUCUUUCCGCUGGAGAGAGACCGCAGACGGCCACUGGACCGGAGUGAUCGGAGGACGCGUGUGGACACUGACACAGACAGAUGACACUUUGUGGUAUCACGUUUACAAACAAAAUGUAAGAGAAGCAAGUAAAGAAGAAAAGGGAGAAAAUGUUGGCGUUUUCCGCAAUGAAAAGAAGUUGCAGAUCAAAUGUGAAGGAGCAAUGAAGGAGGAAGAAGUCGUUAACCUCCGGCAUGACAAAAAUGAUGAAGCCACCCUGAGAGAUUAUUUCCAAUUAAAAGUGAAUCUGUGUGAUCUGUACAAGAAAUGGGGCGCAAGAGACCCGCACUUCAAAAAAAUAGCUGACAUCUUCACAGGCGUGCGGAUGCUCCGGCAGGAUCCCACUGAAUGCCUCUUUUCCUUUAUUUGCACCUCCAACAACCACAUUUCUCGUAUCCAAGGCAUGGUGGAGAGGUUGUGUCAGGCCCAUGGUAACUUUCUCUGCCAGCUGGAUGAAACCUCAUACUAUGACUUUCCUUCUCUGUCUGCAUUAGCAGACAGCAGUGUAGAAGCAUGCCUCAGGAAACUUGGUUUUGGCUACAGAGCUCGGUUCGUGCAACAAAGUGCAAAGCAGAUUUUAAACCAGCAUGGUCCUGAAUGGCUUGAAACUCUGCGUAGUGUCCCAUAUGUGGAGGCUCGUGAUUCUCUCCGUGCCUUCCCUGGGGUGGGCAUUAAGGUGGCAGAUUGUGUAUGUCUGAUGUCCCUGGAUAAGGCAGGCACUGUGCCAGUUGACACUCACGUGUGGCAAAUUGCCAAGCGGGACUAUAAAUACGCAGCCAGCAAUGAACCCAAAAGCCUCACAGAUAAGAUGCACAAAGACAUUGGGGAUUUCUUUAGGAAUCUGUGGGGUCCUUAUGCUGGCUGGGCACAUUCUGUGUUAUUCUGUGCUGAUCUCAAGAAAUUCCAAAAGAUGAAAGAAAUGCCACACCUGAAAAGAGCAAAGAACGACUAUGACUGUGAAAGCAUGGUAACAUGCAAAAAAGCAAAUAUUAAGACUGCAAAAAAAUCUACAGUAAAAAAAAGGGAAACCCAAAUCAGCUUUUCAAAAGAAACGACAAACCUCUAUUAAGGAGGAGAAGGUAGUGUAACAUAAUUUUACAGUGUACAGUUUGAUACUACAAUUUUAUUGAAGAAAUAUAAAUGCAAACGGGUAACUUUAGGGCAUGAUAACUUGCAAGGCAAAAGUCACUUCUUCGUUCAUAUAGAUCUAUUAUUUUAUGAAUUUUCAAACAUGGAAACAAGGGCAUAGGUUUACCUAGGGACGGUAGGGACAAAACACUACCAACUUUUCAGGAUGCUCAAAUUGUCCCCACCAACUUUUAAGGAAUUUAUUUGCACUAUAUAAUGACUUCAGUUAUAUGGAUCAUUUAGAUUGUCUUUCCAUAUGUUGUAUGGAUAGAAUUGACCCUACCAAUAUUAAAUGAAUUAUUCUCAUUAAGUUCAGACUUACAUUUACGUCUCGCUGAACUGCCAGUCCAUUUUUUUCCCUCCUCAAAUGCACGUUUGAUUGGCUGAUGACUAGGUGUUGAAAUCACAUAAAGUGCAAGCAUCACUUGUAUUUUUAGUUUAAAACAUAUUGUAUGGCUCUCACGGAAUUGCAUUUUUAAAAAUGUGGUGUUAAUGGCUCCCUCAGCCAAAAAUGUUCCCGACCCUUGGGUUAAGUAGUAUUUUCCCCCGCAGCACCCACAAAAAAACAACCACGGUAAAUUUCCUUUAUAUGGAGCGAAUCUGAAUGAAUCUAUUUUGUCUUAUUAAUGUCCUGUCCCCUGCAAAAAGUGUACAUUCAGGUUAUGUUGUUAUAGCGUCCCACUAAUGUUGAAACCAAACCUUCGCCUUUGCAUGGAACUAUGCAAGCAUGCAUCCUUUGAAAAAGCAAGCCCACACACGUUGCUUCACAGAAAUGGCCUCGAGAUGGCAGUACACACUGGGAAAUAUAACCUUGCAUGACAGUGUCACAUAUGGGUCACUUGCCUUAACCAGUCUAUUUUAAACAUGAAGAGCAAGCAGCAGUCUUUCACUGAGUGAAUGAAUGUACUUUAUUCGUAUUCCUGGUAUCAAUGCAAUACAUCAUGACUUUUGUGUAAGAAUCCAAAACACGUCAAUGGGCAUUGUUCUGUAUCACAUUGAUGUGUGUUUCUGUUGUGUUCGGUGUUUGUGUCCUCAUUUUUAUUAGCAAUAGUUUGCCUGUGUCAGCUGGCCUUUUUACAGCAGGGAUUGUAGCUGUCUCUUGUCACUGCCUUUCUGACAAAAACACUGACACUUUGUGACAUUAACAAUAUGCGAUAUCUAUAUUCAUCGUGUACAUGUUAAGGUUUUAUUUUCUCCUCAACGAAAGUAUUGAGGUGCAUUUUGAAUGCACUUGCAUAUAUGUUUACGUGUGUGUCAUACGACCGUAUGCGUUUUUUCUACAGGCAAGUGUGCAGCCAUGUGUAUUCAUGAAAAUGUGAGUCAGCGUUCAUGCCCAUUCGGUUUAAGCUGAACACAGGCUGGGGCCCUGCUGUAGGGCAGAGUCAGGCGAGAGAGGAACAUCAGAGUGAGAAUGGAGUUAAGAGAGCAGCAAAAAUGAAACAAAAAGGGAGGGUUUGGCAAACUACACUCAGGGUAGACACAUGUUUUUGAAAGGAAAGGCCACGUGCUGCAGCUGAACAUACAAGUUAUAUAAGUGAUAUUUUUGUGUUUGUGUUUGUGGGGAUCUCAUCUGCUUUGACUCCUUUGUUACUUCAACACCAGGGGGCGUAGCAUUUUGCCGUCGCAGAAGAAAAAGUUGUCUUCUGAUAUAACUCGCGAGUUUACCGUUUAUUCACUGAGUGACAAAGCUGGUAACUGAAUUCAUUCAUCAGAUUAAUAUUCCCUUUUGAAAUGAAUUUAGAUGCCAUUCUUGGGGCCCGGAAAACACCAUUUCCAAAAUUUAUGUUUUUAGUAGAGAAACAUAGCUCUGAAUGAAAAUAUGAUUUAUAAAAAGGAAUUAAAUAAUUUUAGAAAGUUCGAUUGACGUCACUUUGGACAUACUGAAAGUCACACAGCUAUAGUCAGCAUAUUUACUUCAUCCAUGCUUAGUGAAUUUCCGUCCUUGACGUAAUACUUCCAAAUCUCCGCUCGCUGCAAGUUGCUUGCAACUGAGGAUACUUCACCAGCAUACACAACCAUCCAGGAUCAACUGACACCAAAAGAACAGACUCUCAUUUGACACUCACUAUACAUCUGAAAAAUUCAAUUCAAUUUUAUUUGUAUAGCCCUGGAUCACAACAAGGUUGUCUCAAAGGGCUUUGCAGAGGCAAUAUGAUACACAAUAAGAAACAGCAAAUGAAGCAACAAAGAUGAAUAAAUAAAGUUCAAGUCCUGGGUAUCCCCCAUCCUUAGACCCUCCAUGUCGGCAAGGAAAAACUCCAAAAACUCCAGAGUCUUGGGGAGAAAAUGAGAAACCUUGGGGAGUACCACAGUCAGGAGAGAUCCACUCCCAGGACGGAUAGACGGGAAGCCCCAGGACUGCGAAUGGGAAUUAGCAGGCGAAGUUACAGUCCGUAAAGAUGCAGUGGAGUAAAGGAGCAAGAAGAGGUCCAUCUAGCCAGAUGAGACGGGGGUGACUUCACUUGUUCAGUACUGCAGGUUCUUGAGGGAAAGCCCCACUUCUGAGUCUCGUGACUCCAAUUUUGUAUUGUGACCCCAAAAAAAAGUGAUGGUCCAUUAUUUAAAAAAUAAAUAAAUAAAUAAAUGUAAAUUAGGGAACAUGUGAGUCAAGGUGCCACUGUAUUUGUUUCUGAACUGUCUUUAAGCAACCACGAGCAACAUAUUUGGUAACAUUUUAUUUGAAUGCUUGUUAUGACAAUGUCAUAAAACUCAUAAUCAUUACAUGACACCUUUCAUAAUCAAGAAUGGAUGGUUAUGGCAAAUGUCAUAACCCUAACAGUUCCUAAAACAAAUCUCAAAAGACAUUUGAAAAGAUGUCAUCUUUGCAUCAAAAGUGAUCAAAUUUAAUCAACACUUAAUGACAUCUGUCAUAAACAUUCAUAUCCAUGACAGAUGUCAUGACAUGAUUAUUAGUCUAAGAACUGUCAUAAGAAGCAUUCAAAUAAAGUGUAGCUAUAUAUUUUACCCUUCUACUGUAUAGAACACAUCUGCAAAUGUAAUUAGGGCAUUGAAACUACAAUUAGUUUAAAAAACUGAUACUUCCCCCAAAUGGUCUAAGCCAGUGGUUCUUAACCUUGGGAAAGGUACCGAACCCCACAAUUUUCACAUGUGCAUUCACCAAACCCUUCGGAAUUAGAUGAUAAAGCAGUUUUUCCAAAUUUAGAACCGAUAUAGGUAAGCUAGCAAGCUAAUAUCAAAGCAAAUUAAUGUUCAGAUUUCAUCUCAUUUUGACAUGUUUUUAAACGGGUCAAAAUUUGAUGUUUAUUGUUUUUAAUCUUUACAGUCCUGAAACAUGCAUUUGGCAUGUAGCUGUCCUACAGUCAUUUCAUCACGUCACGUGGCCAAGACUGGCCCAAUGUGCAUAUCUUUGAAUUUUUCAUUCAAAUUUGGAGGGAUAAAUUUAAUAUUGUUCAACACUAAGCCUGUUAAGUUGCGUAAACUUUGAGCUUGUAGUUUCUGUAAGUUUACAUCUCAAAUGAUAUCAAGUUUAACGAAACACACUGUAUGUAAUUAUUAGUGUACAAAAUGAUUGAUAAAAUUUGUACAUAACACCAAUAAGUGCAAAGUAGAAAAGCAAAACAUGAAUCUUGACACAAAAACUACAAUAAUUAGGGGGGAAAAUGAAUAGAAAUAAUUUUGCUUUAGGCUGUUGCUUUUCUCGUGAGAAAAUUGAGACAUUUCAUUUCACUGUUCAUUUUUUGUUUUUCUUUUAAUGUCUUCAUUCUGUUAUGAAAAGGCGAGCUGUUAAAUAUGGAUCCAAACACAGAGUUGGAAGUUUGUUGUAUUUAUUACGAAACGAUAACUAAGGGAGCACGCCAGAACACGCGAGACAAAAUACAAAUCAAAAAUGGCACAAACCUUGUCGGCGAGAGAACCAAGGAGAAGGCACAAAGGCCGGAAAAAGGCUAAAGCAAGUGAUGGCAAAGUCCAACAAAAAUACUAGCACAACAACAUGAUAACAAAAAAUACAAACGUAAAUGGCAAGUAGAACUCGAGAUGAUGCACACAGCGGUAAGCAAGCAGUUUGGCAAGUAAUAGUCCGACACUUGCAGAUGGUGACAUGCUUCCUUAAAUAUUGAGCUUUCCUAAUGAAGCACAGGUGUCUUAUUACCCCGCCCAUCUGGCUCAAUCAGGUGCUGGAUACAGGAAAAAAAAACUGAGAACGCAACCAAACAACACACGUUCUGUGUCUAAACCUUCGCUGAACCCUUGGUGUUUGAUUGAACUCAGGUAAAGAACCACUGGGCUAAGCAUAUCCACCCUCUACUUACUUAAGCAAUGAAUGUUGUUACUAUUAAAUAGUAACAGAUGCAUUGCAAUGUGUAAUACAUUGGCUAGGAUGGAUAAAAUUAUGAGAUGUGAAUUCAUCUUAGAUGUGGUCCAAGUGGUGGAACCCUAAUGCUGUUGGAGCUGGUCCUCACGUGGAAAGGGGCCCAUAAUUGGGUUGAUUAAUCAUUCGUGUCAAGACACCCACAGACAGAGAAAAAGUUGGGCGUGUAAGUUUGCAUGAGAAUAUAUUUGGGCUGUUAUUUGUUAAAUGAAGCCGUCUUUCUGUAUGAAGUACAAAGUACUUCCUCGCAAUUGAUAGGGCUCAGCCUCUGGCUGACAAGUGAUGAAAGUCCAGUGUGGAGUUUCACAUCUCCUCUACCUAGGAUCAAUUAAAAUGACUAAGUGGAAUGUGUUCAUCAAAUUGAUUAAAGAUACAGAUGUUUUAACUUUAAAGUGGUCACAGUGCUAAACAAACUAGUUUCUAAAGGCACUAUUGUAUUUGUGUGUUGAAUUAAAAGUUCUCACUUCCCAUGUUUAAGCCCUUCAUCUUGCUGGCUCAGUUACAGUCUAAUGGUAUUAGGGCAAUCCUGUGUCGCGCACAGGUUAUUUUAGGAUUACACUGCGCACUGCACAUGUAACAAUAAUGGCUGCUUGCUUUGUGCAUGUGCCACCAAGAAAGAGAACUCUAGUACAUUAGCCACAACUCUUCACAAUGUGUUAUUAUUGUGGUCGUAUUUUGUGCAACGUCAUGAUGGCCGAUAGGUUUAACACUGUAUAUUGAUUUUCUCAGUAGAUACCACUCGGUUAUAAUAUAAUACGGUUCUAUGUAACUGCCAAGAACAAUAACAAUAUUUGUAAUCGAGUGGUGGUAGGUAAUGAAGUAUAAAUACAGUAUUUUGUCAUUGUGUCGCUGGUAUUUUUUUUUUGUUAAUCUUCCCCAAAUUUCAGAUUGCUACUGUCAACUGCGGUUCAUAUCUGGAUUGUACUAUGAAAUUAUUACUAGUUUUAUGUCUUGAGACUUAUUCAAGAUGAUUGUUUGAUCUCGCCGGCUCCAAAAUUGAUUUGUCAUGAAUGCGUUGUCCUGUGACAAUAACCUCCAGGCAUUAACAAAUUGUCCUUGUAAUCUGAAAACACACAACGGUAAGAUCGAUUUUUGCAGUCGUCAUCAUUACCUGCAGGUAAUUGAUAUAUUUUUUGUUGAUGUUUGUCAGUUGACAACAUUAACAUUUUGUUUUACAUUAAUGAAAAAUAGAGCAUUUUCAUAACAUGUUCUUUACAACUGCAUUGUGGUUCGUUGGCAUUAUGCACUGUAUGCAUUUGUUCCCUCAGUGCCAGUAGCAAGUCCCAAGCACAAAAGACAGUAGGUGGGGGCAGAAAAGU